GAAUUUAACGUUCUGUUACGUGGUUCCGACUAUCCCUGAGUCCUAAAGUGAUCUCUUGGGAGAGAGAGAAAACUUACAGGAAAAAGGAAAAGAUGGCAUCAAGAGAUUUGGAGCUUCUGAUUCCAGUGUCAAGCAUCUCAGAAAAUGGAUGUUCUAAAUCAUCUUCUCCUUCAUCUCCUACCAUUAUCUCCACCCAACAUCACUCUGGCCAGGAGGCGUUUUCAAAAGUGAUUCGUAGCUGGGCCUCAAAGAAGUUUAUGUCAGGAUGUGUCAUCCUUCUUCCCAUCGCCAUAACAUUCUAUGUCACCUGGGGAUUUAUCCGCUUUGUUGAUGGUUUCUUUUCCCCAAUAUAUAAUCAUCUAGGGAUCAAUAUUUUUGGUCUCGGAUUUAUUACUUCCAUCACUUUCAUCUUUUUGGUUGGAAUUUUCAUGUCAUCGUGGUUAGGAGCUUCGGUUCUCACCCUUGGCGAGUGGUUCAUCAAGAAAAUGCCUCUAGUAAGCUAUAUAUAUGCUGCCUCCAAGCAGAUAAGUACAGCAAUAUCACCAGAUCAAAACUCUAAUGCUUUCAAGGAAGUGGCCAUCAUAAGGCAUCCUCGUCUUGGUGAAUAUGCACUUGGGUUCAUCACUUCUUCAGUAAUACUGCAGAGGAACAGAGAUGAAGAAGAGCUUUUUUGUGUUUAUGUUCCCACCAAUCACUUGUACCUUGGAGAUAUUUUUCUCAUUAGUCCAAAUGACAUUUUGAGGCCUAAUUUGUCCGUUAGAGAAGGGAUAGAAAUUGUUAUAUCCGGUGGCAUGUCAAUACCUCAAAUAUUGACUACAAUGAAUGCUCAUGUCAAAUUAGCCCCAAGAAUGGCAAGCUUUGCAUCAUCAAAGGUAUAAUAAGGAGACGGUAUAGUUUAUGAGCAAAGUGUAUGUUCAUUCCAAGUAUAGUUUCUUUUAGGCCUAAGUAAAUAUAAUUUUAAAU
This is a messenger RNA of Abrus precatorius (Indian licorice), 963 nucleotides long. RefSeq names its product protein LIKE COV 1-like. Gene Ontology annotation, cellular component: Golgi apparatus. The record is from RefSeq and is a predicted model, not a curated record. Bases 93 to 878 code for a protein of 261 amino acids. NCBI's taxonomy places the organism in Eukaryota, Viridiplantae, Streptophyta, Magnoliopsida, Fabales, Fabaceae. The transcript has 6 exons.